GCUUAGUUAGUCACUGGCUGACAGUGUUGUCUUUCUUCUUUCUCGACUAAAACCACUGGCUUAAUUAAGUCGCUUGGAGGAUGUGGGCGACGGUGCAAGUGGAUUCGUCGUCUUCUUGCUCUUGUCGGUGUCACCACUGCGAUUAUUAUUAUUAUUAUUCCUAUUACUACCCCUGUGGUUGUUUGUUGUUGGUGUGAUUGUAGUUAGUGGUCUUAGUUAUUUAGUGUUUGUUCGUUUGUUUGUGUUCGUCUUCUUCUCCGCGACUUGGGACUCGAAGACGAUAGGAAGUACUACACCACCCCCCACGUACGCACAAUUACUGCAACAAAGCCGGAGAAGAAAAAUUUAAAAAAGAGAAGGAAAAGAAAGUAUACCCUAACCUUCGAGGGUGGAGUACGAACACCUUACCCCACCUUUUCUUUCCGUAGGAGCUAAAGAAAGAGAAAGUAUAUUAUACAGAAAGACCUAAGUAGUAUAUUAUUGUGGAUACCUCGGUUGUGUGAAUGCGCGUAUGGUGUGUGUGUUGUAUGUGUGAAAGAGAGAGAUAAAACUGACCAAAGUUCUCUCUAACCACCAAGCUACUGGAUGGAUGUUAAGUGUCUCUUUUUACACGGAGUAAGUAAAGCUUUUUAAAAUCUUUCAAUGGGAUUUCGAAAUGUCCAACCGUCUCCAUUCCCUCACAACUGAAAAACAACCAAUACCACGACCACAAACAACAACACUUUUUACUACCACAGCUGCCUUCGGUCUCUGGUUUUAUUUUAUAAAUUUGGAAUAACUAAUUAACUAUAUAUACAUAUAUAUAUAUAUAUAUAUAUAUAUAUUUAUUAACAAAACAUACCUUGCUUCCCGGAUUAUUUUGGAUAAACAUUUUAUUUUUUAUUUAUUCGUCACGAACCAACCUUUUAAAAUAUAAAUAAAUAUAUAUAUACAUAUAUAUAUUUAUAUUAUAUUAUUCAAAUUACAUCGAACGACAAACUACAACCAUCGCCAUACGCAAUUAACAAUGUGUCUCUCGCAAUUACUCACCUGUGUUUCCCAACACACCGGACCUUACCGCUGUUCAUCUCUCCAUCAUAUGCAUAAACAUUACUGGACUUUUAUUUACCUUAUAUUUUUACAAGUUUAUAUUAUCUAUGGCCAAACCUGGCUAUGCCCACCAGCUGACCAAUCCGUCCCUGUGGGAUCUAAUGUAACAUUAUGCUGUAUCACGAAUAACGAAUGUGAAGUGUUUUGGAUAAGGGAUAACAAUAUGAUCAUCCGCAACAUGACAAUAGUUACUUCAUUAAACAGGAAUCGUUACAAGGCUCUUAGAAACGGCGAGUUUAUGAUAAUAAAUGUAACAGAAGCAGACGAUAAUGUCUAUGCCUGCAACUGUAUGACAUCUUCAGAUGUAAUCAAUGGAAAAUUAAAACUGAAUGUUUUGCUACCACCCGGGGUGCCAGUCAUCGACGGCAGCCGAAUAUACAAAGAAGGGGAACGUACAGAUCUGACCUGUACUUCAACUGGCGGCAAGCCUCCACCUCAGCUUUACUGGACCUCAAACAACAAAAACUACUCUGAUAAAGUAACCCAGAAUGGUGAUAAGUCUUCAAUUGUGCUGAACAUCGAAGUGAAUCGGACGUUAAAUGGGCAACAGAUUUCUUGCUUUGCAGAGAAUUCCGUAAACAAGAACAAUCCAUCAGAGACGAAGGCGACCCUCAAUGUACAAUAUGCACCAUCAGUUAAAGUAACCCCUGAUUACAAUCCAUAUAAAGUUAUUGAGGGUACUUCUGUCACAUUGACGUGCCAUAUAGAUGCUAAUCCAAAAGCAACGGAGGCACAUUUGUGGAAAGGAUCAACUCAACUUCGAAGUGCAGCCAACAGUGAAUUAAAAGCUGGAAAGUUCUCCUUUAGGAUUACUGCUGUAGAUAAGGGUAUGCAUGGCUCCUACAGAUGUGAAGCAGUCAAUGCUGUAGCAACCGGCAAAGCAUUUUUGUCUCUUGAUGUUUUAUAUAAACCGAAACUCACAGUAGUGCCGAAAGUUGUGGUCAACAUCACCGACCCAGUGCAGUUCGAAUGCCGUGCAGAUGCAAACCCAAUGCCAAACGUCUUACGCUGGACCCCGUCUGUUGGAGUAGAAACUACUAGACCUUCCAAUAUACUCACCAGAUUGACCAGCAGCAGUGCCAGCAGACUGAUUGCCAGGGAAUAUACAUGUGAAAGUACAAACUCAUUGAUACCUUCUUUAGGAGAUGCAGUCCUCAAUGCAAAUUCCAGUGCAGUUACAACUCUGUAUGUGCGAUAUUCACCAGGCAAUGUAGAAGUUACUUCAAAUAGCAUACCCAUAAAAGGAGCAGAACCAAUUUCUCUGACGUGCAAAGUGGACCCUAAUAAUUCUGGUUACCCAUUGCCGACGUAUGCCUGGAAAAGAGAAGGUCAGUCGAUUGGAAACAGCUCCUCAACGCUCACUAUUGACAAACCCCGCCUUCGAGACAGUGGUCGGUAUACUUGCAUGGCUCAGAACCAGAUGGGGAGCAGCAACCAGGGCGCUAUAGUCGUAAACGUCAAAGAAUAUCCUGAAAUCACCACUGGUCUACCCUCAAACACGAUAAAAAAUGAGAAGGAGCGUAUCGGUCCAUUAAGAUGUGUAGCCUAUGGUAACCCAGCGCCAACGAUUACUUGGUGGAAGGACGGAGAAUUGGUCUCUGGCCACAAUUUCAAAGUGCAAAGCUCAAGCAACAACAACAUUGUCACCAGCAUGUUGUAUUUUGAAAGUCCGUCACAAGAUAACUCAAACCGGCUGAUGCCAUCUGAUACUGGCAACUAUUCUUGUAUUGUGAAGACAUCGUUGAAUGAUAAAUUCAAAAGAGUAUCCACAUUUUCAUUGAUAAUUAGAUCUUCACCUUCCAUCAAAGAAUUGAAGAAAAUUGUUGCCAUUUCUCUGAAAACCGCAUCGAAUGUGUCUAUCGACAUCGAAGCUUACCCUGAACCAAAUUUUUCCUGGCUUAAAGAUAACCGACCGGUUUCCAUUGCUUCUGUCACAACAGAGAUCAAUGUCAAUACAUUCCGUUCUACGCUAAUCUUCCCUUAUGCUGUCUCUGACAACUUAGGUGUUUAUCUUGUUAUUGUGAAUAACACCAUUGGUGGCAUAACAGCUAUACGAGAUGUCCGUAAAAGAAGUGUUCCAGAUCCACCAAAGGAUUUAGUAAGCAUCGAAGCCACUUGGGAAUCUGUGUACCUACAGUGGACCCCUGGUUUUGAUGGCGGGGAGAACCAGACAUUCCUCAUCUACAAAAUCCUAACCUACAGCAGGAAAAGAUCCACUGAUAGGGAGGUGCUUGUUGGAAAGACCAAAGUUUCCCACUACAACGUGACAGAUUUGCUGCCCAAUACAUCAUACAAAUUCACAGUUCGUGCUAUGAAUAAACUCGGUAACGGAUCCUUCUCAAAAACCUUCAGUUUGAAGACACAAGCCCUUAUUAUUCCUAUACCAGAGAAUGUGAAGUAUUACGAAUCAACAAAACUUAUAAAGUUCAUAGUGAAAUCGGAGUACGAUUGCUGUGCGAGUUUACUCAUUGAUCGACAGAUCCAAUCUUUGUGGUGCAACGUAACUUUGUUGCCGAUGCAGAAUAACACUUUAAAAAUUGGAUAUACGGAUGUUUUGAAGUUGCAAUUACGACUCUGCCUCCGGCAAAGAAACGAUUUGUGUGGAGGCUAUGUUGAGGCUUCAAGAGUUAAUACCAAGAUGUCUGAAAACACGUUGUCCACCACGCAUAUGAUCAUCAUCGCUGUCGUCUGUUCAGUGAUUCUCAUCGUAUUGGUCAUCGUCCUUGUUCUCUUCCUCUACUGGCGGAGCAAAUCCCAAAAGAAACAAUACGGCAAUGAAGUCAACUAUCCCCAUAUACCUAACGGAAGAGUCGGGAAUGGAAUGCCCAGCCAGCAGGUGUAUGAAAAUCCAGGUAUGAACACUGUUGACGGCAAAAUGAAUGUGCAUGAAAAUGGUUUGCCACCUGUAUCCUAUUAUAACCUUUCUCCUGAGAAUGGUCCGUACGGAAAUGCAAAUGGCUACAUUGAGAACAAACACAACACUUCCAGUGAACACACCGAUGAGCUGCCGCCUUACACUGACAAUGACAUAGCUCAUGAGCUGUCCGACGAGUCUGACCCCGAGAAACCCUAUGACACCUACAGGAAUGAUAACCCUAAUCACGAUGUCCCUCCCUCUUAUUCUGACGCUUGUAGAAGUCCAGCUGAAAAACCUGGAGAUCUUAACUUCUAUGGUCACCCUCAGUCUCCGACCAGGAACAUGAAUUUCAUCAGUCUCAACCCUGACGGUCUGCCACGGGAUACCAGCACCAGUGGACGCGAAAGUGGCUACUCCACACCAGACUCUUCACGACCUAAAAAGCAUCAGAAACCUGGAGAAAGCCAUCACCAAACACACUGCUGUCGGACACCUCAGAAGAGCCACCAUGAGGCCUCUGGUCAUCCAUGCGCCAUGCCCUGCUGCAUGGAAGACUUAAAACUUCAGUCUCCGAAAAGAUCAUCGUGCUUGCCUAAUUUUGGAUUGUUAAAGUCAUCGGAACGUUACCAUGAAAAUAGACGGCUGGUAUGGAACCGGCCACUAUUGUCAGCAAAAACCUUCAGCUUUCCUAAACUCGGAACGCGGCAGGUUGAACGCAAAACAGCAAUCACAAAAUCAGAAAAGACCAUUGACAAAGACCUGGAGUUGGUCUCUUGUGGCAUCAAACCGCCAAGACCUAAGACUAACAGUCAGACACUUCAUUUUGAUUUCAGUCGACCUGACAGUCAUGAUGAGGAAAUGGAAGAAGAGGAGGAGGAAGAGACAAAUAAAAGUUCAGAAAAGCUUCUUGGAGACAUUUCGGAUUUUACACGGGAUCCUCCAAAUACUUUCCGCCGGAGUAAGUCAACCUUCAUGCCCAUUCCACAAAUUACAGAAACACAAUUCAAUGUGGAUUUGUCAGAUGAAAUAAACCCAGCAGAUGAAGACAUCUAUGUCCAAAGUACCUCUCAAACUAAGGAGUUACCUACAACAACAGCCUGUUACAGCAAAGUCCUAACCAAUCCGCAUUUCUCAUCCGAAAACCGUUUUCCACAAUCAUCACCAUACAAAACACUCAAAACCAGCCAACAGAGGAAUAAUUUAAACAACAGCCCUUCUAAUCCUCCAAAAUACAUAGCAAUGCAUGCCCAACCUCAUUAUGCUACAGCUCAAAGAAUCCCAACGUACAAAAGCCCAGCAACCAGCAUACGUUCUUCACCAGCUCAGAACAAUAGCAGUUCAUCAAUGGUGUCGUUUUCAAGCCCUCUCAUCAUGCAAAAACCUCUAACAACCAAUUUGGGCAACUAUACCACUACAAAGAUUACUCCUGCAGAUAUUUCCACGCCAAUAUUUGAACCAAAAUACAGCAGUAACUCUCCUUUACUUAAUCUUCAUGGUUCUUCAACAACCCGAGAACCAGAGAUGAGAUAUGCUGAUGUCACUUCCCUGAUGACAUCAAAGGCCCCUGGGCUAACAAAUAGCACAUAUUCCAGUACAACGCCAAUCCGAACUCAAUUUAAUCGAAUCUCACAGAUGUCUGCAAAGUGCCAUUCUAAAGGCAUACUCAAAAAUAACAGCUCCAGCAGUCAAAGCUCCAUAGAGACGCAUUCCUCCAACACUCAGUACCCUGUGUAUGAAAGUAUUGAUGACUUGCGCUAUAUUGAUGACACGUCGAGUGAAACAUCUUCCUUCAUGGAACAAAAAUUAAAUGGUCCUGAAGAUCCCAACAGAAGCAGACCACCUAAUAGCCACAACAUCCACAGAGUAAGUGGCACUGCUGUCUCUGCGGUUUUAUAGUCUCUUCUUCUCCUAUUUAAAUCUUCCAGCAAGACUGAGCUAAAUAUCUACAAGCAUCCAAACUCUGAAACUUCAAAGCGUUUUUUAGAAUCCAAGUGUUGGAAAUAUUAAACGUUUAACCCUUCGGCAUUCAUAUUAUUGUAUCAAAU
Octopus sinensis (East Asian common octopus) is the source of this 5991-nucleotide messenger RNA. Its product is annotated as titin-like. The record is from RefSeq and is a predicted model, not a curated record. The coding region runs from base 1007 to 5842 and encodes 1611 amino acids. Gene Ontology annotation, biological process: cell-cell adhesion. Lineage: Eukaryota; Metazoa; Mollusca; Cephalopoda; Octopoda; Octopodidae. Gene Ontology annotation, molecular function: cell adhesion molecule binding. Gene Ontology annotation, cellular component: cell-cell junction. The transcript has 21 exons.